AUGGGCCUCCCUGGUGGAGGCGGCGCGGCGCUGCUGCCCGGCGGGGACCGCCGGCUGGUGGAGCCAAUGAUCAAGGAGGCGUUCGACGUCAGCGGCAAGGACUGCGCGGCAUGUGGAUGUGCGACCUGGAGCCCGUGGCGCGGGCAGCAGCAGCAGCAGCAGCAACAGAUGUGCGUCAUCGGCGUGGUGUUGCACCAAUGGGUGACUGUUGCUGUUACGGUUUCCGAGGGCGCCACCUCGGGUAGCCUUGGCGGCGCGAUGGGGGCCCAGAAUGGCCAGGAGCUGCUCCGCCUGCUACGGGGAGAAGGGCAGCCGUGCCAGGACAUCGCACACGACGUGGACGGCAGAGAAGCCGAGCAGUCGGUGGCGCCCGUGGACUGCAGCGCGGUGCACGUGCAGGAAUCGCACGUGAGCAACACUGGUGGCGCGAGGCAAGGACGUGCUGAAGACGCGGCGGCCCAGAGCCAGAUGCAGAUGCAACUGGUGAAGGCCGUGCGUCCCAUCGACAUGGAGCGCAUGAGCGGCGAGGUCGGCGACUGGUGGCUCAUGCAGGGCAAGGACAAGCGCGGGCGGGCCGCUGGGAGGCGGCGCAGGUGCUCGCGGAUCGCACGGCAGAGGCGUGGGCUUCAGCCGAGGCCGUGCGACAAGCGGACGCCGCGCGUGCCGCUGCUGCUGGAGUGGUGCAGCGGCGCUGGCGCGGCUGGCUGGGGCGGAAUGUGGCUGCUGCGGCGCGCGGCGAAGAAGGGCAAGAAGGCCAAGCAGGGCGCGGAGUCGGACGACGCGAUCCUCUGCGAGGCGAUUUGCGUCGCUAAGCGUGAGGCCGCCGAGCUGGCCAGCGCGGCCCUAGUGGAGUCCUUGGAGGCGGAGCUCGUGCCUGUCUUGGACACGAUCAUGGCGAAGCUCGGGGGUCGCGCGGUGUUCGCCGCUCUCGGCAGGCUCCGCGACGGUGCCCAGCAGGCGCUGGGCCAAGGCAGCUCCACGACCCUGGACGAGCAGGAGUGGGGCGCGAGGUUCCUGGACGGCGAGUUCGCCGAGGACAAAGACAAGGCCGCCUGGGUGCAGGUCGUCGCGGACACCGAGGACGCCCUCGGGUCCGACAUCGACGGCUCUGGCUGA
This is a messenger RNA of Prorocentrum cordatum, 1116 nucleotides long. The record is from the annotation of a GenBank genome assembly. NCBI's taxonomy places the organism in Eukaryota, Dinophyceae, Prorocentrales, Prorocentraceae.